Messenger RNA from Oncorhynchus keta (chum salmon), 1263 nucleotides. RefSeq names its product troponin T type 2b (cardiac) (gene tnnt2b). NCBI's taxonomy places the organism in Eukaryota, Metazoa, Chordata, Actinopteri, Salmoniformes, Salmonidae. The record is from RefSeq and is a predicted model, not a curated record. Gene Ontology annotation, molecular function: troponin I binding; tropomyosin binding; troponin C binding. The transcript has 11 exons. Gene Ontology annotation, cellular component: troponin complex. Gene Ontology annotation, biological process: regulation of muscle contraction; cardiac muscle contraction; sarcomere organization. The coding region runs from base 333 to 1067 and encodes 244 amino acids.
ACUAAAUACUGUGAAUUAAGAUGUACUUUAUGCAGUAAGGGCUCAGGUGCAGCUACAGGUAUGUCAACAUUUCAUCAUGGGGGAUAGUGAAAAUCGUUUAGAAUUUUAUUUCAUCCAUUGCCAAUACACAGUAUAUGAUUUUUACAGAACGCUUAAGAAUAAUCUAGGCACAACUAAUUGCUGAUGUGAGUGUCUAAAUACAGUUUAGUGUAAAAUAUACUUUAUACUGAUUCAUUAUUGUUUGUUUACAUAGUUGUCCAUGCUGCUGCUGUGUUCAUGUACUGCUUUCACAUGUGGCUGGUACUGAACCUAAUGAUCUUCCUUCUCUGUGCAUGUGGUCAGAAGGAGAGGAGGAUAUUGUUGACGCCGAGGGGGAGCAAGAGGAAGGAGAAGGUUGGGCAAAACCUAAACCAAAACCAGCCUUCAUGCCUCAGACCAGCCUGGUGCCUCCCAAAAUCCCAGAUGGAGAGAAAGUGGACUUUGAUGAUAUCCACCGCAAGCGUAUGGAGAAGGACCUGACUGAGUUGCAGACGCUUAUCGAGGCCCAUUUUGAGAGUCGCAAGAAGGAAGAAGAGGAGCUCAUUAACCUCACUGAUCGUAUUGAGAAGCGCAGGUCUGAGAGAGCAGAGCAAGUGAGGAUCCGAACGGAGAAAGAAAAGGAGCGUCAGAACAGAAUAAACGAGGAAAAGGCAAGAAAGGAGGAAGAGGAAUUUAAGAAGAAAGCAGAGGAUGACGCCAAGAAAAAAAAGGUCCUCACCAACUUGCAGUUCAGCGGGUACAAGACAGAAAAGAAAGGUGGGCCGAAAAAGAAAACAGAGCGAGAGAAGAAGAGAGCGAUCUUAAGUGAACGGCAUAAGGAGCUGAAUAUUGACCAUCUCAAAGAGGACAAACUAAGAGAGAAGGCUACUGAACUGUGGAAGUGGAUACAUCAACUUGAGGCAGAGAAAUUUGAUCUCCAGUACAAACACUCCCGACAGAAAUAUGAUGUCACCGUACUCAGGAAUCGAGUCAGCGAUCAUCAGAAAGUUACCAAGGGGACCAGGAGCAAACGGGGCUUGAGGAAAUAAUGUUGCAGAUCAGAAUUGAGACCAUAGGAGUCCAUUCCAUUCAUACCACUUUGCCCGAUGGACAUCCUGGUACUCUACAGACAAGGAAGACUUGUGUGACAUGUGGAAUAUUUUUCCGAAAAAAAUAUUUGGAAUUAACUUAUGUGGAUUGUUAUUUUUAGGGAAAAAUGUAUCAUAAUAAACCAACAAAAAUAUG